Molecule: messenger RNA, 4056 nt
Organism: Haemonchus placei
Lineage: Eukaryota; Metazoa; Nematoda; Chromadorea; Rhabditida; Trichostrongylidae
Source: the annotation of a GenBank genome assembly
AUGACAACAGGGAAAGAGGAGGCUGAGACGACACUGGUCGACUACUUUGUAGUAGCUGGAUAUGAUCCUGAUGUAGGCCUCGUGGUAAAUCACAGACCUCCUCUGCAAAGGUCUUUUGUAGCUAAAAUCUUGCACCACUUUCCACAGAAACGUGUGGGUGCUCCGUUCUCAGACGAAGUCUUAUCGUUAUGCAUGCCGAAAGGGCUUCGAUUCUAUACAGAAAAAGAUGUACCAUUGAACGUUUCGCUUCAUACUUUCGCAAACAUACGAGAAGACGGUAGUCGUAUCAACGGAACAGUCAUUACGUACUAUGAGGAGGUGCGGGAUCCUCGUAUCUGUGAGGCGAUGUCUCUGCUCCACACUGAGCAUGUGCGAAAAUUAACAGCUGGUGAACCUCCUCUCGAUCGAGAACGAACUCAUGUUCCUCCUGGGACUGUGUCAGGUGGUACACACACGUUACCGCGCGGUCGGAGAAAUCGAACGAAGCGUAUCUCUUAUUACGAUGGCGGCGGUCAUAACACCUUAUUCAUGAGCAAGACAUUAUGCCUCAUCACACGACUACCUUUGGUGUGCUCGACAACUGCGAUUCUACGGGCAAUACAUGAGUUGCUCACUAGUGCUUCUCAACCUCCUUUACCACUCGAAAGUUAUAUUUACUGGAUUCUCAACGAAAUACCGCUUCCCUCGCCCGGGACAACGCUUAAGGUAUCGAUGUUGGACGCCACAAUCCUUGUUCAACGACCGGGUUCCCGUGAGUUACCUAUAUUUGACGAUUCGCUUGCGUCUAUGUUUCAGUAUAUCUCUGUGGAGAAAUUUCUAAGGUUAUUCGCCUGCUUCUUGCUCGAACACCAGAUCUUGUUGUGCUCAAAAGAUUAUUCUCGUUUAAUGUGCGUUAGUGAAUCAUUGUGUGCAUUGGCUUUUCCAUUCCGAUGGCAAAUGGUUUACGUGCCAAUACUCCCUUACUCGCAGCUCAAAUUUGUUGAGGCGCCUGUACCGUACGUUAUGGGUUGGUGUUAUGAGGAGAGCGUGCCAGAGUUUCUUUUCCAAUCUAAUGUAUGUGUCCUCGACAUCGACACGGGGCGUACAGAAUUCCCUGAAGACCUUCCCCCAUUUCCUGGAGCAAAGCAACUGUGUCAAGAAAUCAAAUCGGCCAUUGAGAGGUAUUCGACGCUGGACGACAUGUCGAAAUCUGUCAUUAGUGGCACCACACCUUCUGGUUCCCCAGCGGUAACUAAUCGCAGCAAUAGUAUUCGUCGAAACGAGGAAUGGUCAGCGAAACGGAUGAGUCGUUCUUUCGACAGGGACGACGUUAUAGAUGAUUCUGUACUGCUUUCGCCUCGUCCAUCUCGUGCGGACCUCACUCCUUUGCCCUUAGAAGGUGUACUGAAGAAUAAUUCUACCGUUGCUAGAGUGGCAGAGAUUGCUCGGCGUGCUGGAGUUCUUAUAGAUGUGCAAGACCUUGAGCAGGAGCUGUCAUGUAAAGAUCAGUAUGCAAAUUCACCAGUUUGUAAGCAGUAUUUCCAGAAUGCUCGGCUCAAUAACGCUAUUCGUGAAUGCGUCUUGAACAGGAUUGUCUGCAUGUUGUACUCCUAUGAACAUUUUGUCGUUGGCGGGCAAGGCUGCACAGAUAAAGAAACAUUCGAUGAGAGCAGGGAUAGUCUUGUUUGCUUUGACAAGGCAUCGUUCUUAUCUGAUCAGCCUGACAGCCAUUUGGCGUUCCUUGCUGCGUUUUUGGAAACACAGAUGUUCACAUCGUUGAUUGAUGCGAAGAUUCUCUCACAGUGGGAAGCUCCUGACGAGAAUUUAGUUCUUUUCGAUUCACGGAUAGCAGCUAUGAGAGAGAAGCUUGGACUUUCUAUGGUCCGGACCCCAACAUACGAGUCAACGCCACCAUUUGCCCACACUGAGGAAUUGAUUUCGAAGCGAGAGGAGACGCUCGAUUACGUUGUGCCGGGCCCACAUGAACUCGCAGGAGCUGUGCCAAUGAGAUAUGAAGGAGUUUGGCCCGAACAAAUUAAUACAGCCUUACUAGAAGGUGCCAUGGGACUUAGUCCAGCGCCUAGCCCGUGGAAGCAACGGUACCCCCGUUUGAGGCCUAAACAACAGGAGGUACGAAUCAAUGCCACAAGUCGCCCAACCAGCACGUAUGGCGGAGCCGGUUUGGUCGGUGACUCUGCGCAAGUUGCUCAGCAGCAACUCAAGUUCGUGGAACAAUUGCUGCGGGAAACCAAAGGCAAGACGAAGCGCAUGCUUGUGGACAAGAUGGGGAAAGAAGCUGUACAGUUGGGCCAUCUAGAUGCUGGCAUAACAGGUGUCGAAGAAAACACUCUUGUGGCAUCGUUUUGUGACCUGCUGGAGAGGAUAUGGGCACACGGUUUGAUUAAGAAACAGGGAAAGUCUGCGCUCUGGAGCUUUGUGCUUCAGCAUCAAGACUUAGAGAAAACUUGUUUGUCGACACGGACCAUGUCAUCAUCCAUGCUCACUCCAGGUACUUUCUUACGAUGUCCAUCUCUACCACAUUGCGAGGUGCCUGCGCCAGUGAUACUACAGCCGGCGAACGAAAACGAUUUUGUGGGCGCUCUGUCUGAAAUCGUGGAAUCGAUUCAACGUGAGCUAGGAAAAGCAGAUGAGGAAAACGCACCUGCAUGGUCGCGUUCUAUCUUAAGAGCUGCCAACUUUCUCGCCGAUAAAUUGACCAACGAACCAAAAGAAGAAGCGCGAGGCGUGCUUUCAACAGCGUUCGCCCAGAGGCCACCAACUUAUCCGAAAUCAUCCAUAAUAUUUCUCGCCUGUUCAGACUUCACCAACUCCAGCUGGAACAGUGAAAUAGGAGCUAACCCAGAGGUCACUGGUUCUCCUCGCAGGCGCUCUCAAAGUCGGCCUCGUAGCCCUGAAAUGGGCGCUCGUGUUGUGUUAGCUCCGCUUCCAACCCACGUUGCUUAUGACCUCAAGAAUGUUUUGCGAAUGACGGAAAUCAAAACUGAUAUUGGUUAUGCGCGUGCGUUCGUUCGCCUUGCUCUGGAGCGGAAGCUUCUCCAUCGUCAUCUGGCUACACUUCUGGGGAACAACAGGCUGUUAAGUGAGCUCUACAAACAGUAUGCUUUCGUUCGGUGUGAAGAUGAACGGGAACAGUUCCUUUAUCACAUAUUGUCUCUCAAUGCUGCUCAGUUCCGCUGCUUCACGAACACCUUCACUAAAACAAAGAUGGAUUACCAGGUCGUAAUAGUAACUGGUGGUUGGAGAGGAUCGCUGCCAGCAGUAUGGGUUACAGUAACUGUGUUGCUGUUAAGGUGGGAGGAAGUCUGUGCAGCAGUCCUCAAAUCAAUCUACCUGCUAACACAAAACCAACAUUUUUUUCUUCAUUCGUUAAACCAAGAUCGAGGUAUAUUUAAGCACAAAAACCUUGGAGUCCUUUCAACUCUUCGAAUUGGUCAUGCACCAGGUCCGGAGAAACCUCCGAAGUGGUAUUUGGAGUAUGUUAUUGUACGCAACGAAAUAACUGGUCAGAUGUACCGAUUCCCUUGUGUUGAGGACAGCAGGUGGUUUGGAAACGGCUGCGACGUAAGCUUGGAAAGACUGUUGGUUGCGGAACCUAUAUGUGAUGAUGAUGGUGCCGAUUCGGCGUUCAGCACCGUGCCAAAUUCCCCAGCCCGAAGUGCUAGGCGCGGACGAGUUUCAUCACGCAGUCAAACUCCUCAGCGGGAGCGUAGUCCUUCGCAGAGCCGUGGACUUGAUUCAACGGCUAACCGAAGAACUCGCAUAACGGAGAUCCAGCAAAUCCUUGGGGAGGCCGUCAAUUCUUUAGUAAAGUAUUACUAUAGCGAAAAGCACUCGAAAAGCGAAUUGGCGCAUUUGUUGUGUGGAGAGCGUGGUCUAGUAAACGCUAUAGAGCAGGCCUUUCAAUUUGGUCGACAUGGAACUGUGUGGUUGUUUCGACAGCCUUCACCGUGGGACUAUGUUGGUGAGUGUCAAACUUUUAUCUUUCUUUAUCAUUUCUCUCUGAUGGAAUAUAUAUAUCAUUAUCAUGACGGAAAACUAUCCUACUUUAUACUAUAA